Radiomyces spectabilis is the source of this 1266-nucleotide messenger RNA. RefSeq names its product major facilitator superfamily domain-containing protein. NCBI's taxonomy places the organism in Eukaryota, Fungi, Mucoromycota, Mucoromycetes, Mucorales, Radiomycetaceae. Bases 1 to 1266 code for a protein of 421 amino acids. The transcript has 3 exons. The record is from RefSeq and is a predicted model, not a curated record. Gene Ontology annotation, biological process: transmembrane transport. Gene Ontology annotation, molecular function: transmembrane transporter activity. Gene Ontology annotation, cellular component: membrane.
AUGACUGGAUCAGAUGAGCGAACGAGUCUAUUGCCUCCAAGCAUAGAUGAGUCAUCCAAGGACUCCUGGGAAGCUUUGCGCAAAUGUGCACGACCGUUACUGGCGGCUAAUUUCAUGGCGAUUGUCAGUGGACUGAAUGAUGGCAAUUUGGGGAUUAUUCUUCCAGAACUCAAACGCUAUUAUGAUAUUCCUGAUCAAACGGUCUCUCUGUUUUUCCUUUUCAAUGCUGUUGGUUUCUUUUCCGCGGCUGGGAUGAAUGGAUAUUUAGUCCAUCGUCUGGGGCAACUUGGUACCGUCUAUUUAGGCUCCUGUCUCCUGCUUGUGGUGUAUAUCCUGCUCAUGAAUGGGUUUAUAUUUCCUGUCAUGAGUGUCUUGAUGCUGUUCCAGGGCGCAGGGGUCGCCUUGCUGGAUGGCGGCAUGAACGUUUAUGUGGCCAAUGUGCCCAUGGCCACGGUCAUGCUGAAUGUCUUGCAUGCUCUUUAUGGCGUUGGAGCCAUGUUAAGUCCUCUUGUUGGCACGACCUUGCUAUCUUACGGGUUGUCCUGGAGAUAUAUCUAUGUAUUCCUUGCCGGAGUGGCUUGCUUCAACUUGAUCUUGGUCGCCGUAUGUUUCCGCAGCAAAGAUCUUGAAAGCGCAGAAAGCGAAGAUCCAAAGAUCGAUAACAGCACAGUACGUCGGGACGCUCUUAUGAACCGGAUGACCAUCCUUGGCGCAGCGUAUAUUCUCGUUUAUGCGGGCGUAGAAGUCACGAUGGGCGGCUGGAGUUACACUUAUUUAUAUGAAGGGCGUCACGGUGAUCGCAUCGCCAUGGGUCGAGUCACCGCAGGUUACUGGGCAGGAUUGGCCGUCGGUCGUCUGGUGCUAGGAUACCUCGCCGGAAAAUUUGGCGAAAAAAGAAUGAUUACACUCUAUACCACCAUCACCGCCGUUCUACUCGUCGUUAUAUGGAUCGUACCCAACGUUUGGAUAAGUUCUAUUUGUAUCGUAUUGACUGGGUUUGCUAUUGGCCCGAUGUUUCCUACAACGGUGUCAUUGGCCUCCAAAGUGCUCCCUAGGAAUAUGCAUGCCACGUCGAUAGGGUUCAUGUCUGCUUUCGGGGCCGGAGGAGCCGCCUUGUUUCCUUUCUUCACCGGUCAAUUAGCAGGCCAUUAUGGCAUCUUGAUUAUGCCGUUGACAUGUCUGGUGAUGGCAAUAGCUAUGCAGCUUAUUUGGGGAUUCAUGCCCUCAGAGCAUCAAAAGUCAAUAACACUACGAUCGGCUCAGUAA